CUAGCCGUUUUUGCUACCUGCCACCAGCCCCUUCUUGUUCACUCACUUCCAAGCUAAACCUCUUGCAUUGUCCUAACCAAGUGAGAGGCCAAUAAAAAUAUAUCCACCCUCCGCAAAUCCUCCCACCACCACCAAAGAGGAUACCUAUUUGCUUUUUAUUCUCUUGUAACAAUCAGUCUUUUUAUCAGAUGAUCCACAAAACACCGCAAAAAAAACUUCGCUGCCCUAUUAGUCUGCAUUGUUUCAUUGUUCUUCUUUUAAUCAAUUAAAGAAUAUAAAUAAUCAUCUCCAUUUCCUUCCACCUACUGUUGUUGCCCAUUACCUUUAUUCCAGAUCUCGUUGUUUUCAGCCCCUUGCUUCUUCCUUUGUGAUCAACUCAAAAAAAGAAAAAUUCAAAUGGCAAUGAAUUGCUUCAUCUUGUAACAAAUUGGUAUAUCAAAAAAAAUUCAAGCUCUUCAAUCUGAAGUUCACCAAGUCAUCUUGAGUCAUAUCUUGCCAUUUGCAUAACAUCAUCGAAUUCUAUUCUAGCACCAGGUUUUGUGAAACUUGAGAAUAACACAAGUCAUGGAGACAUAUUUUACAUUUAAGACAUCAUUAAAUGAGUGGCGUGAUUAUCUUCGUGAUAUCAACUUCUGGUUGAAUGGAUAUCAGAACAGUAGUGCAUAUCGUACCAUGGAAGAAAAAGUCCAUCAGUUCUUAGUGCAGUGGAAUCUUGGGAUACCGCCCACAUCUAGCUUCACGCGGGCUAUAUCAAGCAUCAUGUGUGAGAAAAAGAUCAAGAUGGUUGGUCCCUUUGAUUACGUAAUAAAGGUGGACUUGAACCAAGCAAAAAAACUAGGGAGCUUCAACAUCAUGCCAACUCUGGCUGUUAGAGUGGCAGAGGAGCUCGACCUACUCCGCCAAGAGGAUGAUGAGAUAGGGUAUUAUUCGUACAACCAACAAGAGAGUACCAGAAUAAUGUGGCUGCGGAAGAAUCUUAGCUUGUUAGUUCCUCAAAUCAACCAAAAGCUGGCCGGGAGGAAGUACCUGCUACUGGUUGAGAACGUCUACGAACCUGUAGAGUUUGUUGAUUUCUUUCAGAAGGUGGGGCUGCCUCCCUGGAAUUGGAGCGACUCUAGAUGGAUUAUAUCCACCACCUCUCAAGACGUCUGUGCCAUGAGCAAGCUUGAAGGUGAUGUCGUCAAACCCACGAAUGGGGAUGACAUUGUGAUGCUUACUCUCUACUCAGUGCAUCAAUCAGCCAAGUACAUCUUGGCUGCGAUAGGCCACAAAGACGAGCAAUAUUGGCACCGCAUGGCCGUCCAGUGCUUUCACUAUGUUGUUAUGCUGCUCAUUCCCUACCGUCCAUCCCUUCAUGGAGAUGCAGGUCAGAAGAUCACUAGUCCAUUGACUGAUAUUACUUCAGAUGAGCUUAUUCGUCAAUGGGCUGCACAUGGUAUCCUUACUGCCGACCAAGCAGAAAGAACGGGGGAUGCUACAGCCAUCAGCUAUCCUGGCAAAUACAAUGAUAUAUAUCAGGUUGGAAAUGUUAUCCUUGAAGCUUUCCGAGAGUACUCCUUGCUGGAGCUCCCGUUUUCUCCUGCGAUGAUUGAAGCUGAAGAAGCCACAAAAUCUGCUGCACACUUCCUAGCAUACCACAACCUCAUCGCAGAGCACCACACAACCAAUGAAUUUUGUAACGGAGACCUCCAUAGGUUGGAACACAUGCAGUGGAUCUCACAUGUGGGUGACCACGGAUGGCAUUUUAGCAGAGAGUGGUUGACAUGGGGAUCUGGCAGUCCAACCGCACUAAUUAUAAAGCAUUGCUCACAGCAGUCGAAGUUGUUCAUGAAGCUUGAAUCUGAUCAUUUCUUUGCCAAGCUCCCCUGCCUUCGCGUUCUUGAUCUCUCCUACAAUCCACUAAAAUCACUUCCUCCUUCCAUUUGCAACCUCCAAAAACUCCAGUACCUUUCCCUUAGGGGCUGCUAUAACCUCAUGAGUCCAUUCAGCUUCCCCAAUGAAAUUACUGUCAAUGAAAUCUAUAGCAGCAAAAAUCUCAACUUGCUCUGCUUUGAUCUUUCCUAUUCAAAUAUAAACCGGUUCCACAAUGAAUUCUUGUAUAGAAUGCCUAAUCUACAAGAGCUCUUGCUUGUCAAUUGCUCGGACCUUGAGGAAUUGCCACCUUCUGUUGGUGCUCUGUCUAGUCUAACAAAACUCGAGCUCACUGGGACUCAAAUAAAAUCUUUUCCUGUGGAGAUAUUUGAAGAGAUGAAGAAUCUUCGAUCACUGAAGCUAAUUGAGAACAGGAACUUACUGUUGAGGCGAUUGUCCUUGCGUGGAUGUAGAAAGUUGGAGUAUGUUGACAUUAAGGAGGUGGGUGCUUUGGAGGAGCUUGAUCUGUCUGAUACGGCUAUCAAGGAGCUCCCAGACAGCAUCCCAAAUCAUCCCCAGCUUAGACAAUUGCUUCUCUUGGGUGUUCCUUCCCUUAGACGAUUUCCUUGGCAUAAGUUGCAGAGACUCCCAGAUGUGUUUUACUUGGAUCAAUGCUCAAACAGUACCAUUCACCAUUCAGAUCAUCCACAAGGCUCUCAGGUGUGCAUAAAUGAUUCCAGAUUGUUUUAUAGCUUCAAUGAUAACACCAGGGGUUUAGUAAUGGCUUGUGAACUUCUGAAAACUUUCUAUGUUCGAGUUACAUCAUGCGAGGCCACAGCUAGGAAGAUGCAGGAUGAAGAGGACAAGGUGACGACCAACACACUUGAAGUGGUACCACCAGCCUAUGAUGACGUAAACCGUCACUAUCUGACUGAUGGAGUCUUUAUGGUGCCAAUGGAUGACGUACCACCCUUCCGAGAGACUGAGCGUCACGUGGAGAUCUCAGCUUCUGAUCGGUAUCCCCAUGGUCUGAGCUAUCUUCUGAGAGUCACCAAAUCACUGAGCAUGUGGGAUGAUACUCAUGUCUCCUGUCUCAGUGAUCUUAGUGAUCUGGAUGAGCUGGAGGAAUGCAAAAUCCAACGAUGCCAUAAGACUGUGCAUGUCUUUAAUAGAGACGAUGACAGAACACAUCAUUACAUGAAGAAAAAUUUGAAGAAUGCAUUUCUCUCCGAUCUCAGAAGUCUAACCCAUUUCCACAGAACAUUAUUUUAUUGUGAUCCCUUCUAUGCACUAAAGCACCUCGUCUUAGAGCACUGCCCGAGGUUGGAGGGCAUCGUGCCACAUGAAUGUGAGCUACCAAGACUUGAGACACUCGACAUCCUUUCCUGCUACAACCUCAAGGAAAUUUUCUAUUACAAUCAUCAUCGGUAUUCUUUCGAUGAUUAUUACAAGCUCCCAUGUCUCCGAAGGAUACGGCUCCAUGAGCUGCCAUUGCUGAAGCAUCUCCACUCCAGCGAUCCCAUGCUGACAGCGCCCACGUGGAAGGAGCUCCACGUCCGCGGCUGCUGGAGCCUGCGUCGCCUCCCGCGCUUCCGCCAACAACCAGACAAGGCAGUGGAGGUGAGCGGCGAGCCGGCAUGGUGGUCCAAGCUGCGCUGGGACCAGGACGGCGACGCACCCCUUCACCGCGACUGCUACGAGCCCAGGCUUCCCCCAGUGUUCGCUUCGCACCCUGAGCGGCCGGUCGUCAUCGAGAGCUACCUCAGAUGAGUGUACCAUGUACGCCCUAGCGCAAGGCCGAUCGAUCAUCCAGUUAAUCGCAGCUUACACAUCCCGUUAAUUCAUGCCCGCCGCUGAUUGCAUGCAGCACCCGGAGUUCCAGUCACCAUCCGCUCUACCACCAUGUUUGUCAGCAUCUUCAGUUUCGCCAAUGUGUGCGCGUGUCUUCUAAUAUUUGAAUGGUUUCAUGGGUGUGAACAUACCAAUCCGUACCCAUGGUAUGUUUUUUUUUUUAAAAAAAAAAAUAAGGUUUGCUUGUCCAUCGACCGGCUUCCCAGGAGGACACCGGCCCAUCCAGUGGUGGCUGCUGAACCAGAUUCCAGUGUGUGUUACAUAUUGCAUCGUGUGUUAUGUGCUUGCUUCAUUUUCUACCGCGACAAACUUGCUCGUGUGAAGUUGGUAUCUUAUGUGUACACUAUUGUAAGAAGUUUGCUUGCUACAACUACAGUACUAUCAGAGUGAUAGCUCUGUUUCCCCUCCUAAUAAUUAAGCAUGGCUAUAUAUAUUCACAUGCUAAGUUAAUUAUUAGAUUAGAUGCGCCAUGAGCGUGUAUGCUUUGUUCGUGUUGUUGAACUUCUUGUUAUUUGAUUCAUGCUUGAUGUAUUAAAUUGUAUUUAAUGACUAAGUCUGCUCUGUGUGGAAGUAAAGCACAUGCACACAGAUGUA
Molecule: messenger RNA, 4296 nt
Organism: Sorghum bicolor (sorghum)
Lineage: Eukaryota; Viridiplantae; Streptophyta; Magnoliopsida; Poales; Poaceae
Exons: 5
Coding region: 565-3621 (1018 amino acids)
Molecular function (GO): protein binding
Source: RefSeq, a predicted model, not a curated record